Molecule: messenger RNA, 5051 nt
Organism: Plodia interpunctella (Indianmeal moth)
Lineage: Eukaryota; Metazoa; Arthropoda; Insecta; Lepidoptera; Pyralidae
Product: N-acetylgalactosaminyltransferase 6-like
Exons: 14
Coding region: 29-1810 (593 amino acids)
Biological process (GO): protein O-linked glycosylation
Cellular component (GO): Golgi apparatus
Molecular function (GO): polypeptide N-acetylgalactosaminyltransferase activity
Source: RefSeq, a predicted model, not a curated record
GAUUGUGAUAAGAAGGUUAUUGACCCGUAUGCUACGCCUAAGGAACUUGCUCACUAUGACUUUACUGUUAAUAUUCUUCUACAUGCUAAAGUCUUAUAACAACUCGGGCUCGAACAUAUUUGUAAUGGAAACAUUAACAAAAUCGGGUAAUAAAAUGGACAGUGUGAGCAUUUUUGUACCAAAGAGUAUGAAGAAAAUUGAUUGGCAUAACUACACUCAAAUUGAAAUAGAAAAGAGUCGAGUUGGCAUUGGUGAGCAUGGAUUUGCAGCUCACAAUCCACCAGAAGUGGCAAAUCUUGAAAAAAAACUGUAUGAUGUGAAUGGAUUCAAUGGUUACCUCAGCGAUUUGAUAGCUUUAGACCGCUCCGUACCGGACAUAAGACACCCGGGCUGCGCGAACAAGAUGUACAUAGAAUCCCUGCCGACAGUGAGUGUGGUGGUUCCCUUCCACAAUGAACACUUCAGCACAUUACUGAGGACCGCACAUUCAGUGAUCAACCGGUCGCCACCUCACCUCAUCAAGGAGGUGCUACUGGUCGACGAUUGUAGUUCCAAAGUCUUCCUGAAAAAAGAGUUGGAGGAGUAUCUAGCGAAGAAUUUGACCAAAGUGAAAGUGGUCAGGUUACCGCGACGCAGUGGUUUGAUCACCGCGCGGUCGGCGGGUGCGGCGGUCGCUACGGCCGAUGUCCUGAUCUUCCUGGAUUCCCACACUGAGGCUAAUGUCAACUGGCUACCCCCUUUGCUGGAGCCCAUAGCCCUGGACUACCGCACGGUGGUCUGCCCCUUCAUCGACGUGGUGGCGUACGACACGUUCGAGUACCGCGCCCAGGACGAGGGCGCUCGAGGGGCGUUCGACUGGGAGUUCUUCUACAAGAGGCUGCCCGUCUUGCCCAAGGACGAGGACAAUAUGCCCGAGCCUUUCGAGAGUCCAGUAAUGGCGGGCGGUUUGUUCGCGAUUUCGCGCGCUUUUUUCCAAGAGCUGGGCGGCUACGACCCCGGCCUCGACAUCUGGGGCGGGGAACAGUACGAGCUCAGCUUCAAGAUCUGGCAGUGCGGCGGGCGCAUGCUGGACGCGCCAUGCUCCCGCGUGGGUCACAUCUACCGCAAGUUCGCGCCCUUCGCCAACCCCAACCACGGGGACUUCGUCGGCAAGAACUACCGUCGCGUGGCGGAGGUGUGGAUGGACGAGUACGCGGAGUACCUGUACAAGCGGCGGCCGCACUACCGCGCCAUCGCGCCCGGCGACCUCAGCGACCGCCGCGCCAUCCGGGAUCGGCUGCACUGCAAACCAUUCAAGUGGUUCAUGACAUAUGUGGCCUUUGAUCUACCAUUCAAGUAUCCUAUGGUCGAACCAGAUCCAUUCGCUCGUGGACGUAUAAGACCGAUGUGGAACCCUAAGCUGUGUGUGGACGCGAAGAACGGCGCUCAGUCGGACGCGCUCGCGCUCAGCUUGUGCUCAAACCCCAAAGUGGAAGCGGAGUUCAUCUUCACUUGGCAUAAAGACAUCAAAUUACAGAACCGCAACAUGUGCUGGGACCUGCCCAACUCCGGCGCCCGCAGCAAGGUGCAGCUGUACUCGUGCCACCUCGGCGGCGGCAACCAGCUCUGGAGGUUUCAUCUCGACACGAAGCAGAUCCGUCACGGCUCCAGCUGCCUGGACUACGACCGCGGCUCCGGAGAACUGUUUGUGAACCCGUGCGACGACAAGAGUCCCACGCAGCAGUGGAAGGUGGACAUGAUUGACUUCAAGAUGAUGAGCACCUGGGAUGAGGAGCGCCCACGGCCCACCGGACCCCCGUCAGAGAAGUGAGACUUGUUGUCACGGAUGCAGAGUUGAUUUUUGAAUGCAAGUUAUGAAUUCGGUUUUGACAGCGAUUUGGACAUAUGUUUCAUAAGAUAUGCCUUUAGAAACGUUCCACUACGUCUAAAAGAAUAGUUAUUUUCCUUUAAAUAAUACAGGAUAUUGCUUGACCACAAAAUAAUUACAGGAUUCAACUUUUGGAUAUUAGAUGCAGCAAGUGGAAUUUUGCACGUAAUUAAAAAUUGAGCUUUAUUACUACACGUGUAGGGUUGAUUUUUGAUUGAACUUAAUUCUGUGUGUAAACGUAUUGAAUCGGGGCUAUAUCCGAACGUAUAAGGUUAGUCAAAUAAAAUUUUUGAGUGAACGGGUGACUAGGUUAUAAUGACUCGUAUUGCUUUAAUAAUAGAGGUCAAUGUUGCAAUUAUACAGGUAAUGUGCUUAUAUGGAAAGUGUGAUUUUUAUGAUUAUAAUGUAGAAUUAUUAUUUUCUACCAUAUACGAAUGUCUAACAUGUAAUUUCUAAUUAUUUACGUAUCAAUAAUUUAUUUAUUUAUUAAUUCAAAUGGUGACUUCUGAUAUAAAUUAUAAAUUCAAUUCAAAUUUAAAAAUAAAUUCAUUUGUUUCUACUUCGUGAAGACGAAGAACACGUAAAAAACACGUGUAUUAGAUUUAUAUACGUAACAUGUGAUAUUAAAGUAUUUAAUUUAUAACAAUGCCAUGAUAUUAAAGUCGAUUUUAUGAUGAGUUUAAAAAUAUUAGGUUUAUUUUUUUUCCAUUUAAACUCGCGUGUAUUUUAUUAAUUGUUGAGUAUAAGAAUUAAGUUAAAAGUCAAAAAUGUUCUAUGUGUAUAUGAGUGUAAUAAUGUUCCUUAAAAUUUACAAUUAUGUAGUAGAAAAAAAAGCGUUUUAGACUAUAAUGUAAUUUCUACUUUUUAAUUAAUUGUAAUUAGUGCAAUAAUUUAGUUUUAAUGUGUGUUUAAAAAAAGAGAAUGCAGUACUUUUAUUUUUGCUAUCCAUUUAUAAUUAUAAUUUAUGUGAUAUCAGAUAGCCAUUAAGACGAUUACCGCUUUGCAAACUAGCGCCACUGUGAAAAUUAAAUAAACAUUUAAACAGAUUAUGCCACACAUGGAAAGUAUUUUCGUAUUUUUUAUAAUACAAUGUGGUCACAGCUGCUGUGAGACACAGUAGUCUAAAAGGAAUUUAAUGUUACCACCUAUUUCGAUUUAGUCAACUUGUGCAAUGAAGAAUUUUAGUAGAAAGUAUAAUAUAUUUUGUACUUUCUACUAAAAUUAUUUAUGUAUUCUUUAUGACGUUAAAAACUGUUGAAUAUUAUGUUUUGAGACGUGAUUAUCUCGUGACUUGAAUGUUUGUUAAAAAUAAGUACACAAAAAACGUAUACAAGGAAGAUACAAUGCCCAGCGAUGGACUUAUCCCAUGGAGGGAUCUGUUAUAAUGAACCGUGGACGAUAACGUUUUUUUUUUUUUUGAGACGUAGAAAUUUUGCAAAGUGUGAACUCAUUUUGUUAUUUAGCAGUUUCAAGUAUGACACUUAAUUUGUGUCACUGUUUAGUGUUUUUUUUUGGUUAAGUGGCUAAGUACACUGUUCAUACACUUUUUGAAAGCAUUAGUCACUAUAGAAUAUGUUGUACUGAUAGCAUAGUUGUAUGUUGUUAUGUUUGCGCGAAGGAGUGUUCGAGUCUAAGCUGCGUUCCUUGUAAAGUAAUUGAAAUACAAAUUGUUGUUCGCAUAUAUUUUAGGUGUAUUAUGAAAACAUAUCACUAGUUGUACGCAAGCACUUUUAUAAGUGGAUAUAUUUUGUGUUAGAUUUGUAUAUAAGACGGAUUUUUUAGUCAGAUACAGUCUGUCAAGAAAGCGAAGAAAUUUAAUGAGGGCACUGUCUCCUAUCGGCUGGUAACACUGUCUGUUUAACAACCAAUCUUGACCAUUCUUUUUCGUAUUGCAUUGAGAAAAAAAAUGUAUUUGUCAAAAAUCUGUAAUCAUCACUUUCUUGACAGACUGCAAGUAAUAUUUGAAACAUUUCUAAACAUUUGAAUUAAAAUGAAAUUAUGUUAAAAAUUACCUCGCAUUUAAAGUUUUUUUUUUUUUAAUUUUAAUAUUUAUGUCUCCAUUUCAAUGGCAAAGCUGCGUUAUAUUAUCGUUUUAUUUUUUUAUGUAAACACACGGCAAAAAUAAUUGUUACGAGUUGAGUUGAAAGUUGUGUUGUACAAUUGUUUUUUUUUUCUUUUAAAGGCGCAUUUAUAAGUAUUAAUGUGAUUAGUAUGAUAGUCAGUUAAAAAUAAACCUAUUUUUGUAACCGUAUUGGGCAUUUAAUUACUAACAUAGUAUAGUAUUAAGUCAAAUUGCUACUAACAAUGUGGGUCUAUUGUUAUCGUAUAAGGCCUCCUUCCGUCUCCGCCAACCAGUCCUGGUCAUCCCCAUCCAGUUAUUGCCAGCAAUUUCCUUUACAUCGUCGAUCUAACUGGCUGCCGCUUAAUAUUCCUUUUUGUUACUAUUAUUUGUUGCCAUAAUUAAUAUAACAUUAAUAUAUAAUGAAUAUAUCGUUGUGAAUUUGUAAACUGGGCAUGCUGUCUGUGAAUCCAUUUAUUGUCUAUGAAAAUAUAUGUCAAUUUGCACUAGCUUUUGGCCGCGGCGGCAAAAAGAAGCCUAUGUACGUGGUUCUUUAGUUAUAUACAUACUAAAUUUCAUUAAAAUCGGUCCAACGGUUUAGCCGUGAAAACGUACAGACAAAUAGACAGAUGCAUUUUCAGAUUGUGCACUUUUGUCUGUUGUAUUGUAGAUCCCAAAUGGAUGGACCGAUUUUGAAAUAGUUAUUUAUGGGCGGCGGCCGCUGCGCUAUGUUUUGAACAGAAUAUUGUUCAAAACAUAAUUUUAUCGUUGUAAAACACGUUCGACCACGCCCCUUUUUAUGUUUUUGAACAAAUGUUCUGUUCAAAACAUGGCGCAGCAGACCCGGUUUUAGUUCGACUGAAUCGAGUUCCAAUGUCGCUGGUUUUUUAAAUUUUGUAGUGCAUAAUGAAGGGUAUGAUUUAAAGAAAACUACAGCGAUUAUAUUUUAAUAUUUUAUUACAUAUUCCAGUAGAAUACUUUCUAUAUUUAUUACAUCUUAUUGUACAUGCUUACAUCUCCGCAGCACGCACACGACCCUAGGAGAGUUACUGCAUUUUAACUAUACAUCCAAAGAUCCACGGCUUGUGUGCUGGUAUGACAAAAAAAAAAGAAAAAAAAGUAAAA